Molecule: messenger RNA, 2094 nt
Organism: Sugiyamaella lignohabitans
Lineage: Eukaryota; Fungi; Ascomycota; Dipodascomycetes; Dipodascales; Trichomonascaceae
Gene: MDM31
Product: Mdm31p
Exons: 1
Coding region: 1-2094 (697 amino acids)
Biological process (GO): mitochondrion inheritance
Cellular component (GO): mitochondrial inner membrane
Source: RefSeq, a predicted model, not a curated record
AUGCCACUCUCCUCAAAAAUAAUAUCUACCCCUCGGUCGCUGCGGCUGUGUCGAGGGGCUGGUGUGGUGAGCAAUCGUGCCAUUUGGCAGGCGAAAGAUAAUAAUAUUGUACUGUCAGCAGUGACACAGAAAAGAUGGCUUCAAACUUUUAAUAGUGUCGGAGGAUUUCAGUCAAAAAGUCCAUUAAGGUCGAGUCGUUGUAGUCUCGGGUGGCAGGAAGAUCACUUGGUGCAACCAACGACCGAAUCAGCGUCAAGGUCAAGCACAAGUCCAAUCCAGACUAUUUUACUAGGUAAAGGGAUUGGUAUUACUUUUACAUCGAAUUCAAAGUAUGGGAUGGGUAAUUUCAUAAGGACUGGUCUUGGCACAAGGAAUUUUCAUACAACUUUGGCAAAUAGAAAGGAGCCCUCGUCGUCUAAACCGGCAGAUAAAAGUGGCGAACAAGAUGGUUUGCAAAAUUCUCAAGAAAAUGAGAAAAAGAUCGAAGAAAAUAACCAUAACAUACGAAUGCCGGAUAUGGUCAGUAAGCACUGGGCUACGAAAGAAGAAUUGCUAGCAACUGCAUCAGGUUUGUUCGAGCGAGUCAGGAUCCGACUUAAAUGGACCCUAUUUAGACAAAUACGACCAUUUAAUACAGACGACAUCAGUGCAUUAUUUUCGUGGGUCUUAGUGGGUAAUAUCCUAUGGAUUUUGCUAGGUACCACGACGUUUUUCUCGCUGGUAUUGUUAACAAUGAACACAGUUAGUGCUCAAGACUACUUUGCUAGAUGGGUAGGUAAUGUUAUUACCAAGGAGACUGGAUUGACAGUGGUGUUUGAAAACGCCAUUGUCCCUCACUGGAAGGAUGGUGUGAUUUCAUUUAGAAAAGUAUUUGUGUCGAGACGUCCUGGUGUGCAUAAGAAAGUUCAAAAGGGAUCUCAAGCAGUGGCAGCAGCUGCUGCCAAAGCCAAUCAAGAAGCCACUAGUGGCUAUCCCACUGAACUAGCGACAACUGAUUCGACGUUAGAUGCAGCGGCUCCAGUUGAUGAGGGUAAUUACACCCAGUUCGAUUUGACGAUUGAUACAGUGUCGGUGACUUUGUCGCUGCGACGAUGGAUUGAUGGUAAAGGUAUUCUUAAAGACGUAGAAGUUCGAGGCUUGCGAGGAGUAGUUGAUAGAAGACAUGUCAAGUGGGAUCCUGAUAUGGAUCCGAAAAGCUAUAAAAACAAGUAUAAAAAGGGCGACUUUGAAUUGGAAAGUUUUAAAAUGGAAGAUGCUCUUGUGACUCUGUACCAGCCAGGCGGAGUACCACCAUUUGAAGUGAGUAUAUUCAACUGUGACUUGCCGCAAUUACGAAAACACUGGCUUUUUUACGAUAUUCUUUCAGCCAAUAACAUGUCUGGAUCGUAUGAUAACUCCCUAUUUACCAUUCAUCCACGACAAAUGAGAGCAUAUACAGAAGAUGAGGGGUCUGAGAGCCCCUGGAAAACAAUCAAUAGACUGAGAAUUGAUAACGUGAAUAUCAAACAUUUAAAUCGCGGUAUCAGCGGUCCUUUUGGCUGGAUUGAGAGCGGAACCGUAGACAUGCUCGCAGAUAUAAUGCUUCCCACCGAUGCUGAAGAGUUCAAGUUGUCUGAGCUGGUACAGGACAUUGUAGAAAGAUGGGAGGCCAAUGUCAACGCGCGUAAUCCAACUGCCGGUGGUGAAAUCGUGACGUCGGUUGAGGAAAAGUCGCGACAAAGACAGUUUCAUAAGUACGUCAUGAUUGACUUGAGAGUGCAAUUGAACAACACUCGGGCUGUGGUACCCAUGUUCACGUCGGAUCUGACGUAUAUUAAUAACGCAUUCAUCCGACCAAUUGUGGCAUAUAUCAAUUCCAGGGACACAUAUAUUCCGGUGAACUGCCGCAUUGUCAAGAAACUAGCCGAUUUCGAGGGCAGUUGGACAAUUUAUGACUCUGAACUGAUGGACGACAUCUCAGCCGAGGUGUACGAAGCAUUUGUGAAGAACAUUGCCGAUGACGAGGCCCGUGCCAGAAGAAUGCGCAAAGUCGGGUUUUGGUCGCUACAGUUUGCAACCCAGCUGUUGCUGCUCGGGCUCGGGAUUAUUGCUUAA